Frankliniella occidentalis (western flower thrips) is the source of this 1011-nucleotide messenger RNA. RefSeq names its product protein white-like. Gene Ontology annotation, molecular function: ATP binding; ATP hydrolysis activity. Lineage: Eukaryota; Metazoa; Arthropoda; Insecta; Thysanoptera; Thripidae. The record is from RefSeq and is a predicted model, not a curated record. The annotation marks the transcript as partial. Gene Ontology annotation, cellular component: plasma membrane. The transcript is spliced from 3 exons.
AGUGGGAAAUGUGGCGGCGGCGGGCGGCUGGACUGGGUCUCCUCUCAGCGCCCGGCCCGGCCCCGGUCCGUGUGUGGGCUCAGUUCUCCGACCGACUCCGAGCCGAGUAGCGUAUGGCGUGCGGGUGCUCGCGACGCGCGCGGUGAACCUCGAGAGCGUAAGACGCGAGGACCUCGUCGAGGAUACAGCAUGGUCAGCGAGGAGCAGGCACCGCUGCUGGAGGGUGGCGGCGCUCGGAGGAAGGGCUCCGGCCACUCGCUGCACGAGGACUCCGAGCACAUCUACGCCAACGACGGCGUACCCCCGGCGUACCUCGAGGAGAGCCACAAGACUGGCAAUGGCUACGGGAGCUUCAACGGGAGCCCCGUCAACGGGAAGGGCGGCGGGGGGCCCGGCAGCGACGACGGCGGGGGCGGGCCGCCGCGGGACACGAUCCUGUCGCCCAUGGGCUGCGAGCGGCUCGUCUACUCGUGGAGCGACGUGAACGUCUUCAGCGGGGACGAGCAGCGCGGCGGGGCGCUGCAGGCCGCCCGUUCGCUGUGGUCGCGGUGCACCGGCCGGCGGGCGGCCGCCCCGCACCGCAAGCACAUCCUCAAGAGCGUGUUCGGCGUGGCGUACCCGGGCGAGCUGCUGGCCAUCAUGGGCGCUAGCGGCGCUGGCAAGACCACGCUGCUCAACACCCUCACCUUCCGCUCGGGCAACGGCGUCUCCGUGACGGGGCGGCGCUGCGUCAAUGGCGUCCGCGUCGGCCGCAACGCCCUGGCCGCGCUCUCGGCCUACGUGCAGCAGGACGACCUCUUCAUCGGCACCCUGACGGUGCGCGAGCACCUCGUGUUCCAGGCGCUCGUGCGCAUGGACCGGCACAUCCCCUACGCCCGGCGCAUGCGCAGGGUGGACGAGGUCAUCUCCGAGCUGGCGCUGUCCAAGUGCGAGAACACCAUGAUCGGCAUCCCAGGCCGAGUAAAGGGCAUCUCGGGGGGAGAGAUGAAGAGGCUGUCCUUCGCGUCCGAG